UGCGCCAAGCCGCGUCGCCGCGGGUAUUCUUGUCCCGCGCGCGUGUAUACCCCGGUUUUAAGGUUAAGUGAGAGUUACGCCGAGUGCGGGCGCCCGCAGCACCUUGCGCGGUGACCGCCGCUAGACACGCGGCUUUAUUUUGGCCGGCCGGGCCGCCUCGCGCCAGAGGCCGGCAGAUCUUGACGGCGCGACGCGACGGCACGUCGACCCCGUCGGCUCGGGGAACGGUGCACGUGUGUGCGGUGCACGCCGCGCGAGAAAGGAGACACGGGGCCAGAGAGGGAGGAAGGAAGGUUUUUGCGCGACAGCGUGUGCAGCGGCGUCACGACAAAUUUUGCCCGGGUUCUGUCAGAUGCGAACUGCAACUCCGCCGUCGCCGUCGUGUGGAUCUUUCGAGUUGCACGUCGCCGUACCUUCCUGGCACGCGAUAUUCUCCUCGCUGCAUGCAUGCACAAUAUGCAUAGACUAUUCCUCUCAUCGAAGUAGAAAACCAUUGCCGACAGAACCUCCAUACACGGCAUAUGUGGGAAAUUUACCAAAUGGAAUUGUGCAAGGCGACGUUGACAAAAUCUUUGAGAAGCUCAAUGUCAAGGUCAUCAGACUGGUUAAAGAUAGAGACACCGACAAAUUUAAGGGCUUCUGCUAUGUUGAAUUUGAAGACUUGGCCGAUCUGGAGGCAGCAUUGGAGAUGGAUGGAGCAGUAGAGGUAGACAAAUGUCUGAUCAAGAUUGAUGUAGCGGAAGGAAAGAGAAACGACCGUGGUGGAGGUUUUGAUAGGAGAGGUCGCACUGGUGGCGCCGGCAGUGGUAGCGGAUUCAAAGGACGAGAUUCCGGCCGUAGCGGAUACGGCGAUGAUUUCGAUAGUAAAUCCUCAUAUUCAAGAUACAGCGACAGAGGUAGUAGGCAAGGUAACGAUAGAUGGGAUUCUAGAAGUAAUAGAGGCAAUUACGGCCAAUUCAACGAUGACACAGGUGGAAAUCGUGAUUGGUCGCGAAGUACGUCUAGCAGAGCCUACACUAAUAAACCUCCAAUUCGGGGAAUUGGUCCAGACCGAAGACCUCUUGAUGAUUAUGCCAAGGAUGCACCUCCUCCAGACACUACUGGAAGAAAACGGUUGGAGCUCAAACCAAGGACUGUUAAAGAGCCUGUAAAUGCAAUUGCGGAAUCGAGUAAAACAAGUUCCAUUUACGGAGGUGCAAAGCCUCGAGAAGAAAAAUUGAAAAUGGAAAAGUAAAACUAACGAAAUCAUCAAUAGUCUCAGAUUUCCUCGAGGAAAUUGGAGAGAAAAAACAUUGUUGACAAAAUUUUAAAAUUAAUUCAAUAUUCCCUCAUAGUUUCCUAAAAUCUAGUGGUGAUUCUUCGAACAUUUACAAUAUCUGAAAAUGUCUUUUUUAAUUCUUACAAGGGAUGUCACCCGCAAGGAAGGAUAUAUAUAUAUAUAUAU
Molecule: messenger RNA, 1444 nt
Organism: Monomorium pharaonis (pharaoh ant)
Lineage: Eukaryota; Metazoa; Arthropoda; Insecta; Hymenoptera; Formicidae
Gene: eIF4H1
Product: eukaryotic translation initiation factor 4H
Exons: 5
Coding region: 353-1234 (293 amino acids)
Molecular function (GO): RNA binding
Source: RefSeq, a predicted model, not a curated record